Molecule: messenger RNA, 5759 nt
Organism: Dermacentor andersoni
Lineage: Eukaryota; Metazoa; Arthropoda; Arachnida; Ixodida; Ixodidae
Product: band 7 protein AGAP004871-like
Cellular component (GO): plasma membrane
Source: RefSeq, a predicted model, not a curated record
UCCUUUGCAGCGUGGCGCUCGGCCCGAUGCAAAUGUACGGUCCCAUUUGCAAUCCCAAGCUUGAUCAAAACUAAUUCAAAACAACGUGGCGUAUGGCUAGUUGGUGAUCUAGUUGAUGUUGGGCGCGGAACAGGCAGAAAGAUGAAGACAAAAGAAGUCUCAACCAAAAACGGUUGACAUGCUUUGAAGGAUUAUCAUCAUCAUUCCCAUCGCACCCAAUACUUUCGCGUUUGCUUUUACGACUACGUUACGGAAACAACAACAACAACAACAACAACAACAACAAUAAUAAUAAUAAUAAUAAUAAUAAUAAUAAUAAUAAUAAGAAGAAGAAGAAGAAGAAGAAGAAGAAGAAGAAGAAUAGCCAUAACUUGUUCGUUGUUUCGAGGCACAUUCUUGCAGUCACCUGAAAGCGGUAGCGCCAAACUAUGUAAAAUCUCAGGAACAUUCCAGUUAGCCUUAAAUGUUCUCAGUAAAUGUCUUUCUUUCUUGUGUGCGCGCAAACAUGCCAACAAAUUUGAUAAUUUUAUAUACAUUCGCCUACAUCGGUGUUCACAUACAAUAUUGAACAAGUUUUAGGCCGAAAAACAAAAAAACAAAAACAAAAAAGAAAACGGCACUACUCAUACAUGAUCUACAGCUAUUGACGUGUAGAAUGUAUUUUUUCGGUACACAUCCGGUUUCUAAUCCCUGGGCAUAGUUCUUCUUUAACUUGAAUUAGAAUUUUAUUUCUCGUUCACCUAAACGAGGGUAGGUAAACGAGUAAGUUUCUUUAUAUAGAGAGAAAUGACACGUGCUAUCAGCUCACGGCCGCUAUAGGGGCGCAAGUGUUCGAUGUCCCUUAUUCGGGUACUUGUAAUAAUAAUGUUUUUUUUUUAAAAGUCCGUGGUCGAUACUUAUGAAUUCAUUUACGCUCUAGAGGGAUUCUUGAGAAUAUGCGUUGGGUGCCUUUGUUGUUUGCUUUAGUUUCUUUUUCUUCUGCUCGCGAAUUAACUACAUUUUUCGAAGACGCGUUAAUGUUAAUGUUUGUUCCCUGCGUUUCUUUCUUGCUUUCUCUUUGAAUGCGCGUGCUUCGCACAAUGUAUGUAGCGCGAUUAUUCGUAUUCGCGCUUUGAUAAGUAUAGAUAAAAAAAGUUUCCCGGGUUUUUCGUACAAAAAUGCCGAUCGUAGUCGGGGGACUUCGGAUUAAUUUUGACCAAGUGAGGUUCUUUAACGCGUAUACCUAAAUCUAAGUACACACGAGCAUUCUCGCAUUUCUCUCCAUCGAAAUGCGAUCGAGAUCGAGCCCGUGACCUCGAUCUGAGCACGGCAACGCCAUAGCCAGUAAGCUACCGCGGCGGGUAACGUGUACUAUCCUUGCCAAUGUUGCAUGUUCAUUCUCUUUUGUUGUUGUUUUCCAUGUACGUCAAGCUCUAUGUUUGUCGGGCGAAUAGAUUUGCCCACCUUACUCAAUGCCUCCUUUUAAGUCUCUCUGUGUGCGUGUGUAUCUUUUAUUGAUCUUCCUCAGGCUCCCCUUCCCCAGUGCUGGGUAGCAAACUGGAUAUUUAUCUUCCGCUUAACCUCCCUGCCGUUCGCAUCUCAUUUAUCUCUCUCUUUAAGUGCGUGAUGCGCACUUAAAGAUAAGUAAAUAAAUAAAUAAAUAAAUAACGAUCGUGAUAGCGCACAUAAUAUUAACGAAGUAGACCAGACAAUGAGACGAGCAGUUCUUACCACCUAAAAAAAAAAAAAUAAGACAACUUUGCGAAUGGGACCGCUAAUGUCUGACGCUGCACUACGCUUGUCUCCGUAGCGAAAGCGAUCGAAAGCGGUAUCCGAUAUUUCACUGACAACUCCGUGCUUCGCAGGGAGCAGGCUGCAGUGGCCGCGCUUUCACUCGUACCGUGGGAUCCAUCCAGCUGAGAGCCGAAAGGAAAAAAAAAAAAACGCGAACAAACGACGUCAACAACGAAUCCCCACGCGCAAAGAACCCCCCCGCCGCCUCUGCGCCGAGCAAAAGCGAGCAAGCGUGAAGGAACCAUGCGUUGGCGCACUGAAAAAGGGCGGGCACAAUGUUGCUUCGAGUACCCCGUGCAGGCCCGGUGGCGUCGCUUAUAGCGCGGCUUCGUUUUGUUCUUUCUCGCAGGGGUUCGAGUUCGGGCGACACGCACCUCGGUCGCCCGCGGUCAUCCACAAAAUGCACCCAGCCUGGGUGCCCGUGGAGACCCUGACACUGGCUAUCCGCGGGACGGAGGCCCCGACGGAAACCCACCAGCCGCCGCCGCACCCUCAGCCUGCGCCGUUGGUUCCGCAAGGACCGUCGGCGGUGCACUACCACGCCAAACCGGCCGACCCGCCCCUACUGCCAGAAAUUCUGCCCACCGUGUCGGAAGGGCUGGACAUCUGUGCCUACAUACUCACAACAAUCUCGAUACUCAUCAUCAUCGCCACGUUUCCUGUAUCACUCAUUUUUUGUAUCAAGGUAGUUCAAGAAUACGAGCGAGCAGUCAUCUUCCGCCUCGGUCGAUUGCUUCGCGGAGGAGCCAAAGGCCCAGGUAUCUUUUUCAUCAUACCCUGUAUCGACACCUAUUGCAAGGUGGACUUGAGGACAGUAUCAUUCGAUGUUCCUCCACAGGAGGGCCAGGCGGACGCCUUCCGGUCGGAGGGGACUCCGGCGUACCUGUCCGCCUACGUGCCGAGCAAGACGAAGCCCCCGCCGCCGCUCGCGGAGGACGUGUUCUACGGGACGCCGCCGCUCAAAUACACCUACGCUUGGAUUCUAUCCAAGGACUCGGUGACAGUGGCGGUGGAUGCCGUGGUGUACUACCGCAUCAGUAACGCCACCAUCGCCGUUUCCAACGUGGAGGACUACGGACAUUCGACCCGACUCCUUGCUGCCACCACGCUCCGGAACGUGCUCGGCACCAAGAACCUCUCGGAGAUCCUCUCCGAGAGGGAGUCCAUUUCUCACGUUAUGCAGGCAAGCUUAGACGAAGCUACAGACCCCUGGGGUGUGAAAGUGGAAAGAGUUGAAAUCAAAGACGUACGACUGCCAGUGCAACUACAGAGAGCUAUGGCCGCUGAAGCAGAAGCAGCACGGGAAGCUCGAGCCAAAGUUAUUGCGGCCGAGGGAGAACAGCGAGCCUCACGGUCCCUGAAAGAAGCCGCCGAGGUGAUAGCGGACACGCCGUCAGCUCUCCAGCUGCGGUACCUACAGACCUUGGCCUCCAUCGCAGCGGAGAAGAAUUCCACCAUCGUGUUCCCCAUCCCCAUGGAGCUCUUUUCGGGCUUCAUCAACAGCGCGAGCAGUCACGGCAGCGGAGGUGGUGGCGGAGGGGGUGACGUCAAGAAAGACGUCGAGGCUUCCGCGUAGCAGAGGGCCCGCCAGUCCCGUUCCAACAGCCUGUUCUGGUACGGGACGGGCCAGAGGCGGCUCUCACUCAUCCUGCCUCCACCGCUGCGCCUGGGCGUGCCCGGCAAAUAAGAUCGAGUCCGGGUCCGUGGCCUCGUGCCUGCAGUGCGCGCAACAUCGUGGUUAAACGGGAGAGGUCGAAAGAGCCGCUGAGCGGGGGCGGCAUACUUCCCUCCUUCCGGGGGAAACGAACUGCGUUUGGGGCAGGAAGGGAGCAGUCCGGGCUCUUCUACCUGCCCUGCCGCCCCCGCGAAAGAAAAGCGCCUCUUUCUCUACCCGCAAGAGAGUGUGUGUAGCGUCCUUUGAAGCGUCCUGGAAAGAAAAAGAUGUCUUUUGUUUAUUUAACCGUGACGUGUGAAGACAGGUUAGUAGUUGGCAUGGUUGCUAUGGCCACGUUUCUUGCGAGCUGUGCGCGCAGAAAGGCCCGAAGUGUAGACACUGCUGGCCUUUCUGCGUGAGCACGUUUUUCACUGUGUGAUCGUCUCGUUCGUUGUGAUCGUGCGGUCAAGUUCCGGUGCUGCACUGAAUGCUUGCGAAAAGCAGCCCAAUGUUCUACAUGUUGGGUGAUGCCGGCCCAACAUAGGAGUCAUAAUGAGUCACAUUUAAUUGAUGAGUCAUAUUAAUUACUCGCAAUAACGUGCACAAUGUGGAGUUAUGCUGACGUACGCCAUGGCUGAGAGUUAUCACUGUAUAAACUAUUUCACACAUUUAUUUUUGCUGCAGCUUGGCACCUUAGGUCGCCCUUGGGAUGUGUACACCCCGAAUACCCAUAGUUCCAAAUGGGCACUCGUUGGGUGCACUCCCAUAGCUGCUGUUCUAUGAGAGAAGUGAGGGCGCUUCGAAGGAUGGACAGUUAUAAAACCUUUACAUCCGUCUCUUACAAGCGUCCACUGACGGCGCUUAAGACCCACUUGCGAGGCGGGCGGAUGCAAGGACGUAGAACCUAACGGCGACGCAGCUUGCUGUGAACCCGUCUUAAUAGGUGGGUGGUCUUGACACUCUGAAGAAGCCGCGCACGCCAACAAAGGCAAAAUCCACGAUGGGGCACAGGCCAAACACAGGACAGCGGUACGCGGAACACAGAGGCGAACAGAGCAGGCACAUGAACACUCUGCGACCAACGCCAAGCAGGAAUGGACACGCGUCCACUGCAAGGCAGGUUACGUCGGAAAUAAAACCGAGGUAAAAAGAAUUAUAUAUAUAUAUACAUAUUGUACGCUUGGUGAGAUGAGCACACAAUUCCAGCAGUAUUGCCUUACUUCCUUUGCGAAUUUAUUUCAUUUACGAUGUGUCGCCUAACGUGCUCCAUUUGGCUCAGAAGGUGAAGGAAACAACUGAAGGCGUACUGCUUCACAAUAUACUUUUCAGAGACGUGAGUUUCUGAUAAGCUUAGGUUAUAUCUUGUUGCAUGAUAUGUUUCUUGUGAACGUCUUCUGUUUAUUUGUCUACAGCAAGGCGCACUUUCAAGAGGCAUAUCGAAAAGUAGGUACCCUGGAAUGGGCCACCUAAAUGCGAGGCUAUUUGAAGCGUUACCAAACUUCACCGUGGGAACGUAUUCAGCCAGAAAUUCAAGUCUGCCGCUUGAGACAAAUAAUUCAUUAGCGCAUUUAAUUCACGGCAUGCUUGAGCGACUACAGUGACGCUACGAGAUUGUCACAUUUGCUUUAUUAGCUAAAUAAUGCAAAAUACGAUCGUGCGCCGUGCCUGCGUGUGCGCCUGGAAUUGCGUACGACGCAGGCAAGUCUCAGUGUGAAGCGACUUUAGUUUUGCUGGAAGAAAACGAGGGCAAAACAUGUACUCCAAGCGCAUAAUUCACAACUGGUUGUGAGAAAGUGGCGACAAGAAACGUGUUGCUUUCACGCAAGCAUCUUUCGCUUCCUGUGCCCUGCAUUUUGUUUUCCCGACAAAAAAUUUUCGAAAGGGAAAACGCGAGAGCAGCGCGUGCACCCCGUAAAGUCCAGCCAUUUACUUUGGUGUGGCGUUGUUCAGUCAAUGUCUCCUGAGCGUUCAUUCACAUAAUCACUGCCUCUUUGAAACUUUUACCUUCCACAAGAGUCGAGUGUACACGGCAGAAAAAGAGAAAGCGAAGGUUAAGUUUCUCCUUUAAUGGCCUACUUCAUUUGUAGCUGUCGGAAAAGCGGAUCCUCGGCAGUUCGACUGACAAGCCCUGUAAACCUAGCGGCGCGUCUUUCGAUUGCUUGCCGUGCAUGGUCAGCUAUCCCCUCUGAGGGGCAUUUCUGCUAUGCCAUCCUGCAGCAACUGGGCCACACGUUAUUCUCAUAUGCUUCCGUUAUUUUACCUUCGAAGGCAAUAUAAUUUUUCUGUCCACGCAAGCGGGCUGAACGUUAUUGGAGCUUUGAACAGAAGAAAA